This is a messenger RNA of Cercopithifilaria johnstoni, 9012 nucleotides long. The record is from the annotation of a GenBank genome assembly. Lineage: Eukaryota; Metazoa; Nematoda; Chromadorea; Rhabditida; Onchocercidae.
AUGAACGUGCAUCAAAUUUUGACUGGGGCUCUUAAUCGUGGUAGUGAGGUUUUCAGUGUUGGAGCGAUAGAUGAUCUUAGUUUUACGGUUUGCGCUGUUGGUACGAAUGUCGUGAUAUUUUCUUCCUCCUUCAAACUUGUGCAAGUUAUUACACCUCCAAGCUGUGCUGAGGGAUUACUAGUGAAAUGUGUGGCUGCUUGCUGUGAAACUGGAAAGAUUGCAGCAACUUGUAGUGGUGUAGUACGCAUUUAUGAGCCCAUCACGCGAACCGAAGAUGGAACUAACGGUUUUCCAUACCACUGGAUUGAAACAUACAGCCUUUCCCUGAAGUACACAGUGGAUAAAAUACAGUGGAGUUUGCAAGGCCUGCGACUUCUGAUAUGUUGUGGUGAUGCACUUCACCUUUAUCAGAAUUUGCUUCUUUCAGCUGCUCUGGAUGUUAAAUUGGAUACUGUAACAUUCGGGAUAGUUGAAGAGGAAAAUGAACCUGAAAAUGAGGGAGUUUCGUUUUGGGACUGUAUUUGGUCGCAGAAAUUAGCAGCAAAACCAAGAUUUAUGGCUAGUUCGCCUGAUGGAGCGUAUUUCGCUACUUGUGGUAUUUCAGAUUGUUUGGUAAAAAUAUGGUUUCAGAGAGGAGAAUCUGAUAGUGGUGUCGAGAACAGUGGAAAUCGCAUUUCGUUUGGUUUUAAUUAUGUGCGGCACCCCCAACCAGUUGUUGGUUUUGAAUGGCGAAAAGUUUCUCGUUACAUGUCACGGCAAUAUGUUCAAAAUACUUUGCUUACCUGGUGUGAAGAUAACACAGUUCGGAUUUGGAAAGAAGCUGCUACUGUAUCUCUUGACUUCCAAGCUGUGAUUAGCAGUGCAGAGGUGAUGUAUAUCGAAAGAAAUCCCACAAGCGAACGUUGUUAUAAAAAACAUUCACUUCGGGGUACUCGAGCAAAAAUCAAAAAUUUUCUUAAAAAAAUUAUGGAGAGAAAGACACUUGCAAGUGAAAUAACACGACCAACAAGAUCAUCUGUUUCCAGAAAUACUUCACUAUGUGAAAUUGCUUCAGGGAAGCACACUGAUUCUAGUCCUGCAUUUUAUCUGUGCACUACUAUAAAUGCUGAGAAUGAUUGUCUUUUGGUUCCAUCCUUGGAAACUUCUGCAGAACAAAGACCUUUUAUGAUUCACUGGUUAAAUAAUAAAGCGAUUGUUCAUGACACUGGCAUUGAAAGAAUUGUGAUGGAAGCUCUGACCAAUGAUUGUUCUACAGAACCGACUGAAAUUGAAUAUCCAUUCAGAAAAAGUAUGCUGCAGUCGCAAAGUUUACUGACUGAGUCUAUGCAUGCUAACAAAGAACAUAAUAUUGACGAUACCAAGGUUGCAUCAGCUGGUCCAAUGGAACAACAUGAGGUCCUAGUCGCCACACUUGCAAGUAAUGUCAAUGGUGCAACCAGAGCUUUUUAUAAUGAAACAUCAUCAUCGAGGGAUUCUAUGGAUUUAAAAUUAAAUAUCCUUAUACGAGAAUGGAAGAAAUCUACUGAUAUAUUGUUUGCUGUACACCCCGCUGAUGGUAGCUUACUAACGUGGACAGUCGAAUGGCUUGAUGAUCCGUUACGACAACCCGCCAUUAGUUUCACUUCGCGAUUUCCAUCUGCAUUUUCACUCUCAGACGCAACGUCGUUAAAUCCUUCGCUGAGGGUGUACUACCCUUACAGUUUUCUCCGUGAACAGUUUGCCGAGAACUAUGCUUCUGAUGGGAUUUCCCAGAUAUUUGAACGGAGGAAUACAAAUUUGCUUUAUAUGUUGACGCAUCAUAACAACGGAUCUUUAAAUUUGUGGAAUUUGACAUUUGAAGAUAAUGGAAAAUUUAAUACGAUUGUUAAUAUAUCGCAUGCUUCAAGAAUGUGUGGUCAUCGUUACAAAAUUUCACAGGUCAUUGCUCAUCCGGUGCUUCCUCUUGUGCUUACAACGAGCCAUUACAAUUACAUAACGCAGGGCGCUGAAGAAACGGGAAAGGCUGAGCUGAUUUUAUGGAAGGUGAAUCCUGUUGGACCGCUAUGUAAAUGUGGUGGCGUUCGGGAACUGGCGCGAAUGACAAGCAAUUCAUCUGAUGCGUUUACAGCCGUUACGUGGUUACCAGUGAUUUUGUCGAGCUCGUUAUUGGGGUCGCUCUCGGCUUCAUCAAACUCCUCCUUUGUGGCUAAUAGUUCUGGACAUAUCAACAUUUACCAAGCCAUUGUCGAUGCUGCGGAGUUUCUCGCAGAUAUACAUGCUUUUGGAAGAAAAAAUGUUUCCCAUUCUGAAAGCAGUUGUUCGGCCAGUGAUGGAAGCGCUUAUGAUAAUCAAAAUAAGCAAAAUAUGACGAAAACUUGUGAAAUCCAAAAUAAUGAAAAUGUGAAGGAAAUGCGCAAUGUUGUUUCUACGCAGUCGUCGACAAAGCCUGGCUGCAUACUUUUAUUAUCGAGUAUUAAUGCUGCUUCGUGUGCAGAUAAUGUUUUGCUUAUUCAUGCUUUCAACGAACGUUUGAUAGUUUCGAAAGAAGACGUUUCCAGUACCACGGACACUUCACAAAAUUUAACAGCUGACGGAGCAAAUGUCAGUCGUUAUUAUUUGGUAUUAUUUGAGAAAGAGAAGAAUUCUCUUACAAGGUUACGUAUGUGGUUGAUUAACAUUGCUGUAACGGAUUUUGAAGGUCUAGGAGAGACUGAAAAUGCUCUGCCUGCAAAAGAUUCGUCGGAUUCGGUCAAUGUGAAUGUAAAUGAGAAUUCUUUCAGCAAAUUACAACUCAGUACUAAUCUAAUUUACAACGAUCAUGUUGUACUGCCGGAUGGUGUUUCCGUGAUUUUGGUGGAGCCAUCAGCAGGUCAUCUGCCAUCGUCAAAUCUUUAUCCCACAUACAGGGCACCUUAUCUUGUUCUUCUGGCGUGCAGCGAUGAAAAUAUCCGGUUUUAUGAGUGUUUGAGAAUCAUUGAAAGUGGUGGAUCAAUUAGUUACAAAUGGAAGACGUGGGGAAUGAUUAGCAAUACCAUGGAUUCGAAUAUAGAGAUGGAUGGUCAAAUAUGUUCGAUAUCAGCUGCUCAUAGUAGUCGAUUUGCUUGUGCAUACUUUCCCGAAGGUAUGACUGAUGCAACUUCAUCGAUAAGUAGCAUCAAGGUUGGUGUGUUUGAAUGUGAAUCAUCAGGUGGCGUUGAAUGGCUUUGUGAAGAUACAAUCAUUGUCAAUCUUCGACACAAGAUGAGGAAGGAACUAGCCGAAAAUUACUUCGAGGGAUCAGAUACAGCUGUUUCAGAAUUUUGUGCAGGUAUGCCUAUCAGUAAUGUAUGUCUGAAAUGGGUUUCUGCUGAAGAUGGUUCACAUAUUCUUACAGUGGCACUGGGUACAUACAUUUUUUUAUAUACUCAAGUGUCCCAGGGUGCUGCACAAAGAAAUAUUGUAAUGAUGAAAGAACAUGACACGCAUCGUCGGGGCCCUCUGACAAAGGCUUCAUCACUUGCAAAUCCGGAAACCAUAUCAACUCGUUUGGUGCGGUGGCUUUGCAUACGAUUUUUAGAGCUGAAAUCAGCUGAUGGUUUACCACCGUUGCCAACAACAUUGGGUUGGGUCCGUGACGGUUUAUUGAUUAUCGGUAUGCAAAGUGAAAUGCAUUGUUACAGUCAGUGGAAUUUCAAGGCGGAGUUCCCUAAAAAUGGAAAAUUGGCUGAAGUCACUAAAGAUCUUUCAAAACUUAAACCAUCUAGCCAUCUUGCGCUUGCUAGUUUGGGUAUCUCUUCACAUUCCAGCUUGGAUCAGUUAUCAAAAAAGCCUAAGCAAGAGUCUGCCCCUUUGAACAAGCAAAAACUGUACAAAGAUCUGCUGCAAAGGAUGUAUUCGGCACCUUAUGAUUUGCAAACAUUGCUUUUGAAAGACCAACAUGUUCUUGAAGCCAUCAGUGAAGGUUUAUUCGAAGCUGCACGUUUGGCAAGUCCCAUUUUGCCGCAGUAUCACCCAAAGUUGCUUAUCGAACUACUUAAUUCUGGUAGGACACGCGUGGUCAAAGCAAUAUUAUUACAUGUUUUGAAAAGCUUAAAGCAGCUGAAUGUUUCAAUACCAAAUCCGUUGUCGCGUGCUUCUUCAAUACGUAAAGUGUCACUUACCGGUGGAGAUCUGAAAAUGGAAAGUUCAGAACAAGAUGCUGUCCGGGGACUUUCUGAUACAUUUGAUGAUUCGAAUUUGGAAUAUAACGAGCUUGAUGGCAUUCCACCAAUACCGCUUCAUAUUCUAAUUUCCGCUGGUGAUCCGUUUUCAAUGGCUAAAGAGAAAGCAUCUGAAAUGCCACAAGAUGACAAUCUAGAUGGUUCACUAGAUAUGGACAAUGAGCCGAGUAGAUUACGUCAAAACUCGUUUUCUAUGGAUAAUGUACAUACAGUUUUUGUAUCAACAAGUUUUACUGCAAGACACAAUCGUUUAUUGACAGAAUUUCUCACUCAUAUUCAUUUACCAGGUUUGUCAAGCGUUGAUCAAAUGCACCUUCUGGCAGUUGCGGAUACGUUAAGUCAUUUCUCAUCAGAUAUCAUGGAUAAGUUAACACAAGCAAACGCAGCUUUUCAAGCAACUCAACCGCAGAUCGUAAGCGAUGCAGCAAGUGGAUAUGCUACACCCACUGUUGGAUUAGAAACUGUUGACGAAUGUGGAUUGAGAUACUUGAUGGCCAUGAAACAGCAUGAGUAUUUGUUAUUAUGUCUACCGUUACAGCAAAAACAUAGUCUUCGUUCAAGAGGACUUUCACCAUCACAGAUUAUUUGGGCUUUGCAUUCUGAAACAGAAACUGAAUUGCUGAAUGCAAUUCCAUGUCUGCAGAAGCCCACUUUGUCAUGGGAAGAAUUGCGAGCUUUAGGAGUUGCUUGGUGGUUAAAAAAUACCUCAUCACUACGUGCGAUCAUUGAGAAACUAGCAAAAGCGGCUUUCCAAAAAAAUCAAGAUCCACUGGAUGCAUCUCUUUAUUAUCUCCUGUUAAAGAAAAAAAAUCUGUUAACUCAUUUGUUCAAGACCGUUAAGGACAAUAAAAUGUCGGAUUUCUUCAUGCAUGAUUUCAACGAAGUAAAAUGGAAGAAGGCAGCUCUAAAGAACGCUUUUGUGCUGAUGGGCAAGCAACGCUUUCAGCAUGCUGCUGCAUUUUUCUUACUGGCUGGAUCGAUUAAAGAUGCCAUACAGAUAGUAUUGAAGAAACUACAAGAUUUGCAACUUGCAAUAGUAAUAGUUCGCCUUUGUGAAAGAGAUUACGAAGAGCAAGGUAAUUUACUCAGGGAAUUGCUUUGUAGAGAAAUUUUCGGCACCGAAGUUGCGGAUAUAAAAGACUUUGAUGUUACACCUGGAUCAAAUCGUUUUGAUAGAAAUCCUUUUGUACGUUCGAUGGCUUAUUGGCAUCUGAAGGAAUACGUUCGAGCAGCAAACACGUUAGUUGAUGAAGCAGGUCAUGUUCAUUUGGAUGGUUCAAUGGAGUAUUCCUUAUCAGAUAUAUUUAACUUCUACUCAUUUAUACGCAUUCACCAUCUGGUUAUUCGACAAAGACUUCUAAAUGCUGGAAUUCAGGUAGGUUCAACUGAGAAAUUCCUGGCAGUUGCAAAACAUCUUGCAUCAGUUAUCACACCAUCUGAGCGAAGAUUGUAUUUCCGAACUGCAAGUGCUCAUAUGGCGUCAGGAUGUCCCUUACUUGCACUUGAUGUGUUGGCGCGCUUACCAAAAAAUCUCACUGUGGUGGAAUCGUCAUCUCUGUCUCCCGAAAUUAAUAAACACGUUAGACUGGAGUUACCAAAAAAUGACGAUUCGUCGAAAAAUCGAUCAAAUGCUAUCGAUUGGAGUGCACCAAUAUCAUCUGUCCUUGUGGACGAGGAACUAAAUUUGCAAUUGAAUGACUUGGAAACAGAUGAAGUUGUGGUACAGAAGGAAAGCAUUAUAGAAGUUAUUUCGGGCGAUUCUAAUAGGACGGUUGAGAAUGAUCCGACAUUAGAUGUCAUUGCACAGCAUAUGAAGUUCACUGCGACAUUACGGCUUCUAGUUGAAGAGUUAUCUACUCUUGCAAGUGCUUUCGAGGUAGAAGGCGGACAGCUGAGGCUUCAAUUACUUAAUUGGCUGGAGGCAGGUGCAAGUGUGCUGCAGAAAGUAUGUGGUAAUCGUAGUGAUUGUAAUAGCUUGAAACUUGUUGAUAUUACUGAAAAUGAAAACAAAUUCAACGACGAUAUAAUUAGUGAUAACAUGCCACUUCACAAAACUAUUCAUGUGGAUGGAGCAGAGAUACCGACUCGAUCCCACAACAUAUUACAAAAUCGACGAUGGAAGUUACUGCGUGUUUUUAUAUCAUACUGCACUCUACACAAUUCUCAGAGCCAUCGCUUAACUGCUGCAUUAAUGGAACUUCUUUUAUUACAAAUGGAAGUGGAGGAAGAUAGUAGACGACCGAAGCUCUUCAGUGGUGAAUCUUUACCAAUCGUACAUUCAUUUCCACUUUUUAUUGCGUCAGUUUCACCACACAAAAUGUUUGCAUCAUCACCGCUUGGUUUUAUGAAAAGUCUGUGUUCCGAUAUUCUGCUAUCACUUGUUGAUCUUUCUGAACCUCCGCAGACCGAGAGUUCUCUGACCAAAGUCUAUAAAGUGUAUAGCUUGUGUCAGGGAUUAUCUUCAUGCUUGUACCAAUCACUUUGCAAUGUCAGUAAUAUUUACGGAAGCAGUUACGGAACUUUGGCAAGGUCAUCAAGGGUAGCAGCAGCGAGCGACGAUUUUCAAGUGAUGACGUUGCCUUCGAAGUGGCCAGGAGUGGGCAAUCUACUGGCUAUUUUAAGCCGAGAAAAGGACGAAGAAGCUCCGCAACUUAGGCUUCUUGUGCUUGAAAUUUAUAUUGCAGUCUUUGUAUCGCUUUUCGCUUACGCGCUUGCAACUUAUGAUGCAAGGUGGUUAUUUCGAUUAGCAGCUCGUAACAUUGACACAAAAGAAUUUGCUAUUUUGUUCGGUGGAGGUGGAGCGAAAACGCAAAAGACAGCUCCUUCAAGAUCUCCUGGCUCAUUCGUGAAGCGGACGACUACGGCGUCAGGUGGUUUACAUUCCAAUGAAACUCAUACAAAACCCAACAAAAACUGUCUCUCAGUAGAUUCUUCAUCAUUUCGAGUUAGUUUCAACACUGAGGUGAUUGGAAUUGAAGCGGCCAUCACAUCUUCUGAGAGUUUUCCAGCAAAUAAAUCAGGAUCUUUAGAAGAACAAGUUCCAUAUGAAUGGAUACCACCAAGGAAGAGUAUGGUACAAUUUUUUGCUGAAAAGCCAGAACUACCUGAAAUCUUGAGUGGAUGUUAUGAUUCUGACGAAGAACAUCACGAAUCAGUAGUUGAAUUAGAACAAAUGGAAAGAAAACACCACAGUAAUUUAGAAGGAUUCGCCUGGUGGCUGUUACGUUUGGCUCUUACCCAUCAGCAGUUAUAUAGAAUGAAGUCUUUUUUGCAGCUUGCAGGCGUAGAAUAUUCAGAAUUGCCAGCCUUAUCACCUCGUGCAAAUGCUGUUUUUAAACUUAUUGAGAAUUGGGCGAAACAACUUGAAGAUCAUUUGUAUGCAAUGCCUGAUGGAUGCCCUACUGAUUUGCUUCCCGAUUUAUCUAUUAGAAAAGAUGAUGGCAGUGCAGAGCUACCUUUGAAGAAAUACAGUGUUCUGACGGAAACAAAUAACACACCUUUCGAAUAUGCAGAUCCAUCUGCGUUACCUGUGAAAAGAAUCUGGCUUUAUCUCGUUCGUCAGGAUCAUAUUUUACCCCUUUUCAUCAAGCAUAUAUUUGGCUUCGGUGAUCAGCAGGAAGAAAAUAUUCUUGAGGAAGGUACAGCUGAACUAGAAAACAGAAGUACCGUGAAUGUAUUCAAAAUUGUGCAGCGAGAGCGUGAGCCAAUAGCAGCAUUUUGUUGCAGUGAGGUGAAACCUGGUUGGUUAGUAGUUUCAAAUACACGAGAAUUACAAGAAAUGGAUAUUACAGCAUUGCUUGACGAUGCAGAGAACCUGAAGCUUUCUUCUUGGUUGUUUAAUCGAACAGAACUUGAUGUUGCACUUGAUGGAACCAAAAGGGAUGUAUUUAAGGAUAACGAUGACUAUCAAUUAAUAACUGAAAAUGGGCUACAAACCACUGCCAUAAAUACAAUGACUCCAUUUAUUGUUGAUAGAAGCCGAAAGGCUUUGAUAAAGAUGUUUAAAAGACAAGUUAAUGGAAUACGGCGGCUUGAUUCUCAUCCAACAAUGCCUUAUUAUGUGAGUGGGUCGUCGGAUGGCUCAAUACGACUAUGGGAGUGGGGAGUUGGACAUCCGUUUUUUACACCUCGGAUAGCUGGGCAAUAUGCCAAAGUAACGAAAGUGUUAUUCUCCUGCAAUGGAAGCAAAUUUGCUUCGGUUGACAACGAUGGAAUAUUGUGUUUAUGGCAGACAGUUCAAGGAUUACCAGUCAAAAAGCCAUUCUUCAAUCAGAAAUGUCAUUCUAAAUCUGCAGCAGAUGUUCGAUUUCUGGGUUCCGCUUCCUCUGUUCUGGUUACUGCGGGUCUCAGCUUGUCUGACGAAAACAUUUGCCUUUGGGAUACUCUUAUGCCGCAGUCAAAAGCACUCAUUCAUUCCUGGACAGCACAUCCUGAAGGAGCAACUUCUGUGAUGUAUUUGUCAUCAUAUCAGACUAUAGUAUCUGGCGGACGACAUGGAGAGUUAUGUGUGUGGGAUGUUCGACAACGUCGAUUACGUACCACAGUGAAGUGUUUCGAAAAUUCUUCUGUCAAAUGUCUUGUGGGCGAUCCAUUUCAGCAGAUCAUUGUUGCUGGAUCAAAUGAUGGGGAUAUAAAGGUCUGGAAUACUGAUCUUGUACCGCAGCUUGUGACUUCGCUUGAUGGUGAACAUGUUGCUCGAGGAGGAUUCAGCCUGCGUCAAGUGGCUUCCGUAGUACAAGGUGUGCAACAACUACAUGUUGAUCCAGAAAUUCGUCUCUUUUCAUGUGGUGCUGACAGCUCAUUAAAAAUACGUUCUUUACGUAAUGUAACGUAA